Kickxella alabastrina is the source of this 669-nucleotide messenger RNA. RefSeq names its product PfpI family intracellular protease. Lineage: Eukaryota; Fungi; Kickxellomycota; Kickxellomycetes; Kickxellales; Kickxellaceae. Bases 50 to 628 code for a protein of 192 amino acids. The record is from RefSeq and is a predicted model, not a curated record. The transcript has a single exon.
UUUAUCUUUUUCUACCAAAAUUGACUCAUAAUACCUCUUAUUUACUAAAAUGAAAAUCCUGCUUCUCGCCGGCGAUUACAUCGAGGACUACGAGCUGUACGCUCCACUCAAGGCGCUUGAGAUGCUGGACAUUGACGUCCACAUUGUAUGCCCCGACAAGAAGGCCGGAGACACUAUUCAGACUGCGCUGCACAUCGUUGAUGGCUGGCAGACAUACUCGGAGCGCCCCGGCCACCCGUUCGAGCUUGAGCACACCUUCUCAGACAUCAACCUCGAUGACUACGCCGGCCUGGUCGUUCCCGGCGGCCGCUUCCCCGAGUACCAGCGCUAUGACCAGCGCGUGUUGGAUAUCAUCAUCCACUUCUUUGACCAGAAGAAGCCCGUGGCGGCCGUCUGCCAUGGACUGCAGCUUCUGGCUGCUGCUGGUGUGCUUAAGGGCCGCUCGUGUUCGGCAUUCCCCAUGUGCAAGCUCGACGUUAUUGCUGGGGGCGGCAAGUACGUUGACUUUGAUGCGUUUAGCAAGAAUGUGCAUGUUGACGGGAACCUGGUCUCGGCGCCUGCGUACCCUGCCAUCGGUGUCUGGCUGCGCGAGUUUAUCAAACUUCUUGGCGUCAAAGUCACUCUCUAAUGGUGCAUUUGCUUUUACUAUCUAUUUUUCGUGACUAAUUA